Messenger RNA from Bactrocera latifrons, 7437 nucleotides. RefSeq lists its product as uncharacterized. The record is from RefSeq and is a predicted model, not a curated record. The coding region runs from base 1 to 4314 and encodes 1437 amino acids. The transcript is spliced from 10 exons. Lineage: Eukaryota; Metazoa; Arthropoda; Insecta; Diptera; Tephritidae.
AUGUUCGGCUCGAAAUUACGCUCAUGGAUGGAAAACCACAUUGGGCGCCCGCGUAAGAAGGGCGCCAAAAAUAAAACUACAAACAGCAAUACUGUUAGUGCCGCCACUGCCGCGGGCUGCAGUCAUGAGGCAUAUCAUCAUCACGUUGGCAGCAUCAAAAAGAUUUCCAGCAACAAUUCGAGCGCAAUUUUUACGCUUCAUCACGCGCGCAGUAACGGCGCGUCUUCCACGUCACCAUCAAUCACUGCCAACUCGUCCGCAUCCGCGGCGCCGACAAUGACGACAGUAAUGGUUUCGCCCAGCACGACGUCCUCAUUCGGUGCUAAUCAUCACAAUGGUGGAGGUGGCGGUGGCGGCUGUGGCAGUGGUAGCGGAAGCGGUUGCGGCAGUGUCAUUGCUAGUCCGGUCAGACGUCGUGAAGUCUCGCCUAUUCAAGGCCAUACGCAGAGUCGUUACGGUUGGCAGUCACCGGAUCAAGAGACAAUCACUUCACCGAAAUCCGACAAUUUCCUAUAUGCGCCACAACAUCGCAUACGCAGCCAAUCGCAUCACACAAAUUACCAUCACCAUCAACAGCAGCAACAUCAGGAACAACCUCCUUAUACAGUGCCAAACAGUAAGGAUAAUUCAAGUGAUGAUCGGUCAUUGCGAGCAAGGUCAUUCACACAAUCGUACGGUCACCAUAUACCAUCACAACAGCAGCAACCCUCACAGCUGCCGCAGAAUACAGUACAACAUCCCGCCGAUUGCUCUUCGUCAUCAAUUUCGUCGCUGUCGUGGUCCACUGGCUCUAAAGAGCCUUCCAUGAACUCAAGUGGCAACAACAACAGCAAUAGUAAAACUGUUCAGAACAAUUGCAAUAAUAAUAGUACGUUUACAAAACCUCUCCCUACACCCGAGGAACAAGAUAACAGUACCACAGAUUUGCGACAUUUCGAAGAGGAGGAUCCAAAUACCGUUCACUAUGAGGAGAUCCGCACUAUUUUACGUCAUCCCGAUCUUUGUAGUUCUAAUUACAAUGGCAACAACAAUAGCAAUAAUCCUUUCUUCAUACACGAACGCCCCAAAUCCGAGCAGCUCACCUCGUUUACCCCUGCACGUUCACUCUACGCGGACAGGCGUUCGCAGGAUGACGCAUCCACGCGCUACGGACGUCUCUUGCCGUCGAAGAUUCAAAGCUGCAGCAACUCGAAUGAUAGUUUGAAUGCGAAUGGCUCGAUGACGUAUGUAAGAAGUGGUAGCGCUGAAUAUAUAUCGCAACACUUUCAAAAUUCGGCUAAUGGAUAUGUGUGCAGUACAUCGGGCGAGUUUUCUUCGAGUCAUCAGUCUGGUAAUUUGAACAAUUUAGCAGCCAUACACUGUCAGCGCUCACGAUUGCGUGGCGGUCGGUUUGGCAAUGGACACGUUCUAAACGGCACACAGCCAGGAGGAAGUGUGGCUGGCGUACCGCUCCAUAGUCUCUCAUCGCCAGAAAGUGCUUACUCUACUGGCUAUUCCACCGACGGCACUUCGCCAGGCGGAAUUUACACGCCACCGGAAUACUAUAUUAAUAUGCGUACCGGCACGCAUUACUUUCCGAAGAGCAUAAACUCGCUGGCAAUCGAGGCGCAGCGGUACAAGUUUGGUCUAAAUAAAAUAGAAGAAAUGUCCCCCAUAGAUCCUAUGCCAAAGACUUCAUUCGCCAAUGCUUCCAGUCUAUACAAGCGCGCCGAUUCGUAUGAUAAGGGCCAAGGUUGCAGCAACAACAACGGCACGCAUCAUGAACCGUUCAUACCACUAGAUGCCCCACAUGCCAUCCAACAUCCUGAAAGUGUUGGACGACAUAGUCCCUUACCGUUGCGUAACACUAUUGUUUUGCCCACCUUGAAGGGUUUUGAAUCACCCUCCCCCAGACAACGUUGUCGCAUACGUACGAAUCCGUGGUAUCUCACAACGGAAGCAAAUGCACCAGCGGCAGGCAGUGUAAGCGUACAGAAUGUAUUAGCAUUUUUGCCACCACAGCCACCAACGCAACCGCCGCCAACAGCGAUGUCAACAACAUCUGACACGUCGACGAUUUCCUCGUCAGCGCACUCAACGAGGCUGCCUGAGGCUGUCGGCACGCCUCUGCGCCAUCAGAAACUGGGUAAGAUGACGACAAGUGGAAGUUCAGGAGGUGGGCGAAGGGAACUUGAUGCCGUAAGCACAUCGUCAUCUGGAAAAAGAUCCAGUAAUGCAACAACGGAUGGACGCCGGGUAGUGCAACACAUCCAACAGACAAGUGACAUGAACAAUGCUGGCAAGGUGUCUGCAGGGUAUGAGUCGACAGAGAGCUCUUCGUCUUUGACUGAAGUGGAAAAUAUGCAGAGGAACUACACACCCAACACUGUGCGUCGUAAGCGUGCAGAACAAUUACAGAUGAAGGUAGGCCAACCUCUAGCUGCCGUGCUGGCGACUGUGUGCGUUAUAAGUGAUGAGCGGGCUGGAAGCAACAGGGAGCCGAUAUUAAGUGAUGAUGAUGCCACGCUGAACGAAAUGAUGGGAAAAUUUGAUGAGAGUUACGUGUAUGAGAAGGAGACUGAUAUACUCAGCAGUGAUUCUGACCAAACGGAUUGUGCCUCCGACUUAGACACCGGACAGGAUGCUGGAGAUGAAUGUGAUACUGACGAGCUGCUCGAUAUAGACUUCAUUGAUACCUCAUCUAUGCAGGAGGUUUCUGAGCGUAGAGGCUCAGACUGCAACUUGGGCAGUUGUUAUUACUACAACCAGAGUCCAAAGGCGGUGCACCAGCACAGUGGAAAACGCGCAUCCGUUCGCUCGCGCAGAAGUUCAAGAAGUUUGAAAAAUGGCCCAGAAGAAAGCCAUGCAGUCAUGGCUACUGGAAUUAGUUCACAGCGACGACGUAAGCGCUUUCUCAAGACACGCAAGAAGAGUGCUGAAAAUCGUAACGAACAACCGAAUUCGCCACACAAAUCUCGAAAGUCACGCAGUGUAGGUGGUACGCCGGUGUGCGUGCGCCGACAAAGACAUAUCACAGCGAAGAAUAGGAUUUAUGAGACUUCGCCGCUUACAAAUAGAUCCAGCUCACUGGUGUUUACAGACGUACGAGAUACUAAACGUUUCAUGACAAUCGCAGAGAGUGAACGGGCUUUGUUGAAAGCGGAUUUGGAGGCAGAUGUUAAGUACAGACAACUCAUACAGGAAGCUGAAUCCCUACUAGUCUCCAUGAAAAACAGUAUGCAAAGCAUACCACGUGACACACCCGUCUCAAGUCCACGACGAGUCAAUCCUCUGGCCAACAAGCGAGUAGAAAUGUUAAAGAACUGUGAAACAGAAACGCGCCGCGAACAGCUUAAGCAAGCGCAGCAACGAUCUUUGGAUGCUAUCCAUUUAGAAAAGCAACAGAAACAGCAACAACAAGAGUUGGCGGCCGCUAUAAAUCGACGUAUAGACCUACUGCGACAUGCACCUGCGUCAGCACCUAAUAGUCCACGGUUCAGUCGCUGCAGCCCAAGGAAAACCCACAUAACGAAUUUCAUCAAUCAAAAUGUGCCACCAGAAGUACCGGCGCGCAAAUCGGUGGAAGCAUCAAAACCUCCACAGUCCCCACAACUACAACUAAAUGGCCGACUAAUGUCACAGAGCACAAAAUCCAUAACCAUACAAGAACGCAGAUUCCGUAGUCAAUCACUAGUGUCUCGACACAAGUGUGGUGCUUAUUUACGUCGUAAUCAGAACUUCGAUAGUGACUCUGAUUCCGAGUUUCAAAACAAAGAUUAUGACGAAAAUCAACUAAGAAAUGACGAUUACAAAGAUCAACCGAACAAAAUAUCCGAUGUGGAUGCUGUAAACCAUAAUUACUUGCCAGAGUUCGCACGACUUUCACGCUAUGAUGAAGCAGAUUUGUCUAACCACAAUGUGACCAAUUUGAAGUUAAAAUCAGACAAUUCAGCUGCUGAUUGGCAGACGCGAAUAAUGCAAGCUUGUCCACAGAGCGAGCCGCUGAAGAGAAAGGUUUACAGCGGCAGCUCGACAUUUGACCGCAUCAAAAAAAGUUUCGAUUUGGAGGCGGAAAUCCCAAAACAAGCAAUGUUGGCAAAAAUACAUAAUUUGAGGCGUCGGGAGCGUCAAAGCUCGAAUCCACGUUUAAACACACACAUAAGCAGUCACGACUUGUAUCUAGCAGUGGGAGAAUAUUGUAACGGUGAUAGCGAAUUUGCAGCCACGAACGGUGAUGAGGUUAAUAAAAAGCAAAUGAUCCUCAGCACAAUUGCAGAUCUGAAACGUAGUCUUGAGUCACAGAGCGUCGAGCUAAAUGGACUCAAUGAGGAUUAAUGAUAAAAACAAAAAUUAUGUGUAGAAGAGUAAAUGUGAGUUCUGGACUGUUUUGAUUAUAGGGACUCACAAGUAGUACAUAAAAUCCUAAUCCUACCGUACUAGUUCAGCCUUGCAAUAUUGUCCAACCAGCGAAAGGAUUUAAGGAAUUAUCCCAAAAUACUACAGACCUUUGAGAAAAACACUAAAUUUUAUUUUUAUUUUAAUUUUAUUUUUUUGAACUCAAAAUAACUACGUUGUUAUUUAUUCUAUUCAAAAUAGUAAUUUUAUAUAACUUUUCCCCAAUGUAUUACGAUGCGAUUGCAAGCCUUGGUUGAAUAGAGUUUCUCUCUACAUACAAUCUGAACAUUGGUUAACUCUCUAUUAAAACCAAAAUCAGAAAAAUAUUGUAUUUGCGAAGGACGCUCCACAAAUAAAACCAACUCGAGCAAUUGUUUUCUGAAUGAAAAGUCGUUUCAUAACAUUUAUAACCUGCUCAAAUUGGAGAAAACUUCAGAAAUCUACAACCUUAAGUUUUGUAAGAGAACAUUAUAUUUGAAAUGAUCUUUUCUGUCAUGGCUCGUACAGGUUUUGUAAUUUUUAUAAAUUUGUAAACGUAAAAUCAGUUUUUGAGUUUCAACGCACCCCAAAAUAGGUAAUAAUUAUUUAAUUACCAAAUUUUCGGCUAUUUUAGAAGCUGUGUUUCAAAUGUUUGUCAAAAGGCAAUAUUUCGAAGCCCAUCAGAAUGUAAUUGCAAACUAAGAGAGUGUAGUUUUAACCAAAAUUAUUGGGUUUUCUGCCUAAAUCCAUUCAUACAGUAUUAUUUAUCUUUAAGCUUUUUAAUUAAACACUCACACAACCCGCCCUAUUACUGUAUCACCUUUUAGAUUUUAUUUAUUGACUCUACUUUGAUUUGACACUGACUAUCUAUGUAUUUAUACUUAUAUGUAUAUACGAUGAAUAUAUACUGGUACAUUCAUGUAACGUGUAAACGUAGCUAUAUACAGUAUCUACAUAGGUAUGUGUAUAUACGUUAAUUAAAUGUCAUUGACUUAUAAUAACGUUAAAAACAUUGUAAUUAUGCAAUUAUUAAGUAGUAACAGGGAACGAAUCGAUAAUACAAUUGAUAAUUAUGGUAAAUUUGUAUAAAUGGUGUCAUCAGCCGUUCAGAAUAUUUCUUAUUGACAGGAAAUAACAUACAUACAUACACCCGCGGUUGAAGGUUACUCAUACGACAUGUCGAAAGAAAAAAUCUAAACACAGCGUAAGAAAUAUACAUAAAAACUACCAUUAAACAAGUAUUACAAUUAAAAUGCUGUUACUAAAUAUUGAUAUGAAUAUGCCCAGCGUAAAGUAAGCCGUAAGAUAGAUUAAAAAAUCUCUAUUUAUGAUUAUAUGAAAGCGAAAAACAAUAAGUAAAGUAUAAUUGAAGGACUGAAAUAAUUGCACAUUGCUAUUUACCACAUAAUUGACGAACACUAUAUCUAUCUAUGCAUAAACAUGGCAGCGUUAAUAUAGAAAUUCGUGAAGAUAUAACUAUAUGUAGACAAUUAUGCUGGUAUAUGUCAGAUAAAUCUUAAGCGGGAACAUAUUUUGCAUUUUUUGUAAGCCUCGAAAACAUUAUGAUUGUACUCGAACGUAUGGAUGUAGUAGCUAUAAUAAUAUUAUUUAUCGCAGAACUGAGCAGACCAUAUUUAACAUAUAUAUGUAUGUAUACAAUUGUUCACUGCCAAAACGUGAAGAGCGUGAGUUUACGCGUAUGCAUAUAUGUAUGUAUAUAUAUAGUAUGUUCAUAGGUACUAAGAAAGGUGUUUGCCGCUUUAUUUUUUAAUGAAUAUUGGUUAAAUAUAAAUUAAUUAAUAUGGGUAAAGAGGUCCUAAGUGCUAAUUUGUAUGUAUUCGAAGAUAUGUGAGUGAUCCUUCCGCAUUAACUUCAUGCAAGUGUCCUGUUUAUGCAAUUUUGUUGGUGAUCAAAACAGAACAAUUAAUAAACAGAGCUCAAAAAAUAAAUAAUAGUCGCAACAGUAAAUAAGUUCUAAAUUUUCUGAAACUUUUCACUUCAAUCAAUUGAUUCUAAGUCUAUUCAGCAAUAUAUAUUAGCUACUGAAGAGCAAUUAGCGCUCUUCACAAUUUAAACAGAAAGCAAACUAGGGAAAUGAAGAGUACAAUGUGUUAUUUGUUAACGCUGAGAACCUGACAGUUUCUGUAAAAAUAAAUGUCAAUUUGACAGAUAAAGAUAAAGGGUGAUUUGAAAAGUUACGUUUUCUUGUAUAUGGCAAAAACACAAAAAAUAUGAAAGACUCAAUUAAAAAUUUUGUGGCAUCGGUGAUGUUGAAAUUUCAACUGAAGUAAAGUUGCGUUGCAAGUAAAUACAACUCUAGGAUUGGUUUAUUGAAUGAAAAGAUAUUUUCAUAACUUCUAUAAACUUCUCGAAAUUGGAGAAAACCUCAGAAACCUACAACGUUAAGCUUUCUCAGACAACAAUAUGUAUGUCUAAAGUGUUCUUAUCUGUCAAUAUUCUUACUGGUUUUGUAAUUUUGCAAAUCUCUAAACGUGAGACUAGUUUUUGAGCUUCAAAACAACCCAAGAUCGGAGCUGCCACAAUAUCAUAUCAUAUACAUACGUGUAGGGUACCACGUCUAGAAAAAUUGUCAUGUGAUUUACAUUUCGAUAGUCUUGCUUAUUAUGAUUUUAACUAAAUUAAACUACAGAAAAAUGCACUAUCUUAAAAAUAUUCUAGAAAUUAUGUAUUCUCAACAUUGAUGAAAAAGCAAUAAACUAGUACAUAAACUGGCAGGAUUAUUACGGUACUAUUCUACUGCAUUUAAUACAUAUGCACUUAAGCAGAAAUCGGAAAGAGUGCUCUAAAUUUGUGUUAAAAUAUACAUAUUUUUAUACAAAUGCAAUUGACUUCCUGAUUUCCAGAGUAUGAUUGACUAUGCAAUUUGUAAGUGAGUAAAGACUUAAUUACAUAAGUUCCGACUUGUCUACUCGUAUAAUUUAAUCAGAUUACAGCGACCUUCCGACGAUAUACAAAGUUCAUAUUAGGCUUUACCUAGGCACACGUGAUAUGUGAAACAAAACUAGAAUAAAAUAAAAUAUGGCAUAUCCAUACUUUGCAUUCACACACAAUUUACAAAUAUUU